Bombyx mandarina (wild silkworm) is the source of this 2345-nucleotide messenger RNA. It is a transcript of the gene Uba4, whose product is annotated as Ubiquitin-like activating enzyme 4. Gene Ontology annotation, molecular function: URM1 activating enzyme activity; adenylyltransferase activity; thiosulfate-cyanide sulfurtransferase activity. Gene Ontology annotation, cellular component: cytosol; cytoplasm. Lineage: Eukaryota; Metazoa; Arthropoda; Insecta; Lepidoptera; Bombycidae. Gene Ontology annotation, biological process: tRNA wobble position uridine thiolation; protein urmylation. The record is from RefSeq and is a predicted model, not a curated record.
GUUGUCUAAUUAGCAAAGUGCAAACAGUAGAUAGGUGCCGUAUGUUAUUGAGUGUGUAUUUUCUUGUCGUUGUUGUUCACGAAAAAAUAUAAUUAAAUUGAUACGAAAUGGACAGAGUCAGUGUUUUAGAGACGGAAAUAUCAGAACUUCGCAGAAUUUUAAAGGAAAAGGAAAAUGAACUUCAGGAAUUAAAAAGUUUGAUUAGUGAUCAACAAUCAAGUAAAGAAUUAAAUAAUCACAGUCAGCCGAUAAGUGAUGCUUCAAAAUCAUCAGUAGAUGGCUGUCUUCCGAAAUGGGCGAUAGAAAGGUACAGUCGUCAGAUCCUUCUCUCGGACAUCGGCGUCGAAGGACAGGUUAAGAUCUGUUCUGCCAAAGUACUGAUUGUGGGAGCCGGCGGCCUGGGAUGUCCGGCUGCCAUGUACCUUGCCGGGGCGGGCAUUGGCGAAAUAGGCAUCGUGGAUUAUGACGCGGUGGAUCUGACCAACGUGCACAGACAACUGCUGCACCAUGAAAGCAACGAGAACACCAGCAAGGCGUUCUCGGCCGCUGAGUCUCUGAGAUGUAUAAACUCGAAAAUUAAAAUCACACCAUACAACGUUCAGUUGGACUCGAAGAACGCUCAGCAAAUCGCUUCAGCUUAUGACUUGGUGCUCGACUGCAGCGACAACGUCCCGACCAGGUAUCUGUUGAACGACCUGUGCGUUAUGCUAAAGAUCCCUCUGAUAUCGGGAAGCGCUUUGAAAAUGGAGGGGCAGCUCACGAUAUACGGGUACAGGAGACAGGACCAUCACCAGGAGACGUACAUAGGGCCUUGCUACCGCUGCGUGUUCCCCACGCCCCCCCCUCCCGCUGCGGUGGGCAGCUGCUCCGCCCACGGGGUGGCCGGGCCCGUCCCGGGGACCGUGGGAACCCUGCAGGCCCUGGAGGCGAUAAAGUACGUGAUAGGCAGGACCGAGAGGCACCUGCUGGUCGGCCGCAUGCUGCUGUUCGACGGAGAGGACGCGACCUUUAGGGCAGUAAAGUUGCGUCCGAGGAGACCCGCGUGCGUGGCGUGUGGGGACCGCGGAGGGGGCCGCCUGAUCGAUUAUGAGCAGUUCUGCAAUGCGCCGGCCAUAGAGAAGGACUUAGAUCUGGAGGUGUUGCCGCCGGGAAAUCGGGUCAGCGCCAACGAAUUGAACGUAAUGAUGAAUAACGAGGAGCGAAGAGGACGCCAUCUCGUGGUGGACGUUAGGAACGAGCAGGAGUACGCGAUGUGCCACAUUCAGGGCUCGGUCAACUACCCCGUGGAAAACUUGCACCGGAACUUGGAGGAGCUCAUUGAAAAGACCAAGGAAUUUGAUGGAGUCGUAUUUGUAUGUAGACGGGGAAACGACUCUCAAGUCGUAGCAAAGAAGGUUCUAGACGUGACGGACAAGGAGAGAUGGAGUAAAGUGAAGGAUCUGGUGGGAGGAUUGCACUCCUGGUCGAAAAAUGUCGACCCGGACUUCCCAGUCUACUGACCGGCUCCGCGCGGAUCGAUUCAAUAGUGACGCCGGGAAAUUGAGCUUUUAAGUUCUAGACCAAAAACCUUUCGUUGUUUCUUUAUGAGCUGGAUAAGAGUUUGUGGUUCUGCUGCUGAGGCUGGUCCGUAAGCGGAAAUAAGGGUUUAGCGCCCUCUAGUGAGUGCGCGAUCAAAAUAAGCACGUUUCCAUUAAAAGUAAUGGUGCCCCCCAAACACCUAAACCCGCUUCUCUGAAGAGGGCAGUCAGUGUACUAAGACUUACUGUCGGCUUAAGACUACCAUGUCACUUCGCAACGUCGCGAACAACAUGGCGAGCCAAGCUACGUUGCUCUCACCCACUGCCAAGCCAAGCCCAACGUGUGGGGGGGCAGCGACGGCCAACCUUUACAAACCCUUAAUAUGCUAAAUUCGCUCGGAGCCGCCUCGGCACGAAUGACAGCUGUCAAUUUUGACAGGUGUCACUAUUGAAUUAAUUCGUCACAUCGAUAAUAUGGAGGGCAGAAGCAAGGAUCACAAUCUUAGUGUAUUAAAAAGUGUCCGCUGAAAGGCAGCCAAUUAAGGUGGCGCCACAGUAACGAGGGGAGGGAUUUUAAAAACAGCGCCAUAGACUAUCACACUUCAUUUCAAUCAACACACAUCACUUCACAUCACAUCACACAUUUCCAUUUCCCAAACCUAGUGCUAUUUCGGUGAGUCUUCGAACAAUAACUCACUCUAUCAACCUGUCCCCUAUACAAGAUGGAGCUCCUUAUCUCUACCCUCCAUAAACGAUAAUUAGAUUUAAGAGUAAUGAAUAUGUUAUCAUUUUACAUAGGUAACCUUUUGCAAUAAACUUUGAAUACAA